Messenger RNA from Malaclemys terrapin pileata, 4387 nucleotides. RefSeq names its product caspase recruitment domain family member 10 (gene CARD10). Gene Ontology annotation, biological process: regulation of apoptotic process. Lineage: Eukaryota; Metazoa; Chordata; Testudines; Emydidae. The record is from RefSeq and is a predicted model, not a curated record. The transcript is spliced from 21 exons. Gene Ontology annotation, molecular function: protein binding. The coding region runs from base 495 to 3596 and encodes 1033 amino acids.
UCCAGCCCAGAGGUCAGGUUCCCCACCCACCUGGCCGGAUUCGUCUCUCAGAAGGGAAUUCACAGCUCGCAUUCCUGGGCAGGAAGCAGGGGUGUCAGCACUUGUUUUUGCUCAGGCCUUCUUGCAUUCCUGAAAAGGAAAUCUGCCUCGCCACUGUUGCCUGGUCAUGCCAGGUGUGUAUUGGGAGUGGUGAGAGAGAGAGGGAGAAGGAGAGAAAGGCAGGCAGCAGAGAGGGAGGCGAGAAGCAGCUGGCUCCAGUGGUUUGGGACCCGGCUACCUGAGCGAUUGCUCUCCUUAACUGGCACUGUGGCAUCGGCCAUCAGCUGAGGGACUGGCGCUAACAGGAAGGGGCCAGCAGUUUUCAGUGCUGGGGCUCUGGACUCUGCAACUCCCCUCACAGGCCCACGCUUGUCGACCUCCAGGGCAUGCUGUCUUCCUACCAGGGCUGGGCACAAGCAGCUGUCUGGUAGGGGGCCGAGGUCCCUUUUACCGGGAUGAGGGGCCCUGAGGAUGCACCAGGAAAGGCUGACAGCCCCGCAGAGGAGGAGGAGGAGGAGGUGUUGUGGGAGAAGAUUGAGAGUGUGCGGCACGAGCUGACCCGGUCCUUGAACCCAGCAAAGCUGACGCCCUACCUGCGCCAGUGCCGUGUGAUAGACGAGCAGGACGAGGAGGAGGUGCUGAGCUCAUGCAGGUUCCCAUACAAGAGCAAUCGCACAGGACACUUGAUGGAUAUCCUUCGAUGUCGAGGAAAGCGAGGCUAUGAAGCCUUCCUAGAAUCCCUGGAGUUUUAUUACCCAGAGCAUUUUAUCCGGCUGACAGGGAGGGAACCAGCACAGCGCUGCUCUAUGAUCCUAGAUGAGGAGGGCCCCGAAGGUCUGACCCAGUUCCUCAUGUUGGAGGUGAAGAAGGUGAGGGCGCAAAGGAAAGAGCACCUGGUGAGAGAGCACCAGUUAAAGGUGAAGAACCAGGCCCUGGAGGAGGAGCAGACCCGGCUGGGGCAGCGGCUGCAGGAGCUGCUGAAGGUGCAGGAGCGAUGCCACAGGCUGCGGGAGGAGUGGGACUCCAACAGCAUGGAGCUGCUGCGGCUGAAGGAUGAGAACUACAUGCUGGCCAUGCGCUAUGCACAGCUGUGUGAGGAGAAGAACCUGGCCGUGCUGCGGAGCCGGGACCUGCAGCUGGUGGUGGACCAGCUGAAAUGUAAAGUUAGCAGCCUGGAGGAAGAGUGCAGGCUGCUGAGGAAACAUGCGUCCGCUGGGCCCCAGCGAGAGGCAGAGGAACGGGGUCAACCUGACACAGUGCCUGAGCUGCAGGCCGAGAACCAGAGGCUGACGGCCUCACUCCAGGAGCUGCAGAGCAUGCUGCAGGCAGCUAGUGAGGCCCAGGCGCCGGGCUCCCAGCGGAUCCUCCUGGACAUUCUGGAGCAUGACUGGAAGGAAGCACAGGAUGAACGGCAGGAGCUGUGUCAGAAGCUCCACUCCAUGCAGAACGAGCUGCAGUGGGCUGAGGAACUAAGGGAUAAGUACUUGCAGGAGGUGGAGAACCUGCAGCUGAAGCACCGGACUCUGCAGAAAGAUUGUGAUCUGUACAAACACCGGAUGAACACAGUGCUGUCUCAGCUGGAGGAGAUCGAGAAGGAGAGGGAUCAGGCUAUCCAGAGCCGAGAUAGGGUGCAGCUGCAGUACUCCCAGAGCCUGGUCGAGAAGGACCAGUACCGCAAACGGGUUCGGGCCCUGGAGGAGGAGAGAGAUGAGCUUCGGAGCAAAUUCAGCCAGGCGGAGGGUGUGGAGAGCACUCUGGAGGCACAGCUGCAGCAAUGCCAAGGCAACCGGGAUGUGGGCAUGACGGUGGGCACCUCCUCCUACUCCCUCUGCUCCAACUUAAGUAGCACCUGGAGCCUGAGCGAUAACCCCUCUCCCCUGGGGAAUGGAGUCAUGGACACGCUGGGUGUCCCCGCCAUCACCUUUCCAGGGGACUCCACACACCACAGCAUGGAGGUGACUCCAGAGAGUGAGAAGGACAUUAACCGCCUUUCCACCUUCCCCUUCCCGCCCUGUGCUGGCUCCAUCAUCCGACGGCAGCGGGAAGAUGGAUCCGUGCCCUGCAAAAGCCUGUCUUGCGGGUCUUUUGGCAGCAUGGAGGACAUCACAGGGAGUGUGACCACUACUGUUUCAUCGACCGGUCUCUCCUCCCUUUCCAGCAGUGCAUGCACCAGGGUGAAGUCGGAGAUCUGCUUGUCCGCCAUCUCUGACCAGAAGGAGCUCAUCAGAUCCCUGGUGGUGCAACUGUCUAGCAUGGAUCACCUGACCAACCCAGUGCCCCAGCACAGGGGGCUUGGAGGGGACAUCUCCAUCCUGGGCGGGAACAGAACAGGGAUUUAUGUCCAGUGGGUGAAGCCAGGUUCAGAAGCUGAGAGUACAGGACUGCGCGAGGGCUGCCGGCUCCUAGAGCUGAGGGGGACUUUGCCGAAUGGACAGGUGCUGUCCCUGGAAAACUGCACACGGGAGGUAGCUUACCUGAGCCUGCUGCACUGGGAUGACCCAGCUGGUCUCAUCUUUUUGCCUGAUGUGCAUGGGUACCAGCCUCUCAAGGAGGCCUUAGAAGAAGGGAAGCAAGUGACUGGAGACUCCUUCUAUAUGCGUACCAAUCUGACCCUCCUGGAGCAGUCUGACCCCUACUCCCUGUGCGUCAAGUGUCGGGAGAUCCUGCACGUCACUGACACCAUGCACAAGGGGCGUCUGGAGUGGUACUGUGCCCGCGUCGACCCCCUGACACUGCGGGACCUGGACAAGGGAACAGUGCCUAAUUACAGCAGGGCUCACCAGCUUUUGAAGGUACAGGAGAAAGGCCAAGUGCCAGGCCGGCAGAGGGGCUGCAGAAGUAAUCUGAAGAAACGGACCCUGGGCCAGCUGCGGCUGGUGAAAUCCAAACCGCCCGGGGAGCCUCCGCGGCAGCUGCUGCUGGACCCUUGCCCAGACCCAGACAGGAGCCCAAAGCCCUACAGCCUCGUGCGUCCCCUGGUGGUGCAGGCCCCUCGCCCAGUGGUGCUCUCCCCUGACUGCAUAGCACCCAGGCUCAUCAGGAACCUGCUUGACCUGCCUACCUCGCGCCUGGACUUUCACCUGUGCCCAGCUGGUGAGCAGGAGCAAUCAGAGACCCUGGCUAAUGACGAGCCAGCUGCUACCCCUUCCCACGAAUACUGCGUGGCUCCAGGUUCCCUCCAGGACCAGAGGGAGAGCAGGAGGAUCCGCACCAUCCGGGAGUGCAUCAGCAAGAAUAAACACUGCCUGCUGGAGCUGGGCCUCCAGAGGGUGAGGGAUCUAAUUAAAAGUGAAAUAUACCCCAUCAUUAUCCACGUGGAGGUCACCGAGAAGAACGUCAGGGGACUCAGGAGCUUACUGCGGAAGCCAGGCCAGCGUGACUCUGAUGUGGUGAAGCUUUGCCAGAGCGCUGAGCAGGCUCUCCACGCCCUGCCCUGCUCGUGGGCCUGUGUGGAUGCCCAGUCCUGGUGCCACGCUGAGGAGCUGGUGAAAGUAGUGCGGCGCUGCAUCUUCCAGGAGCAGAACAAGGUUGUGUGGGUUGAGGAUGGCGAGCUGUGAUCCCACACCCGACGGAGCUGGGGCCGUGUCUUCAUGUCGGGAGGCUCCAUGUGGAGGAGUGGGGCGCUAGGUUCCUUUCCCAAGGGUGGUGCCUGGAGCACACUUGGCUUCUUUCCUUCAUCCCCAAACUGUUUCCGAAACAGUGUGCCACUUCUCCCUGAUUGGAUGCAGUGGGAUGUUUUGCCAUCAGUGGAGGUCUGGAAGGACAAGGUGGCCCCUCAUGUGUCAGGGAGUUGGGCCCACUUCAGGCUGCUUGGAGACUGGCCAGGAUGGGGGUAACAUGCAGACUCGGACUCCUUUCCCCUGAUGUCCAGGUUUAGUGGAGGCAUUUCCUUCCCCUUCCCACCAAGAAUCCCCUCACAGCUUGCGGCUGCUGCUCCUCCAGGAGUGCUCUUGGCACCCGACCCUCUGUAUGGCCCAGUCAUUUGGAGAAUCAGACAAGAGGGGAACAGAGAGAGUGUGUGUGUGUGUGUGUGUGUGUGUGUGUGUGUGUGUGACUGACUGACUGACUGACUGACUGCCUUCUGAUUGCUCCAUUCCCCUGCCACCCUGUCUCCUUCUCCCCUUCCCCAUCAUGGCUCUCUCUGGCAUCCUGUCUACCUCAGCUGAUGUCCCGAUGGAAGCGGAGGUGGUACACAUGCCCCGCCACAGGCGGAGUGACACUACGUGGGGUUUGUCAGGCAUCCUCAGUGGGUGGCAAUUGUAAUCUUUAUGGUGUAUAAAUUAUUAAUGGACCCUUUUAAUUGGAAACCUGUAUAUAAAAGAGAAUUAAAUACCAUUUAUAAUGGGAA